AAGAAAAAUGUACCGUGCAACAUCACGCACGGUAGAACUUGUCUACAAUUAGACACCCUCCGAGAAGUUCCAAUUUUUUUUGGGGUCUUUUCUCCGCCGCACUGAAACCCGUUUUCAUUCGAUCCGGUGAGAGAGGGUUCCUCUUUGGUUGCGUGAAUCUUCAGAAAAGGGUUGUCCUUGUAAUAUAAUAGUUUGUGAAUUGGAGUUUGUGUUUAUAGCAAGAAGAGAAUGGAUGAGUCAAAAAACAGGCAUAAUGAUAAUUUGGGUGUGAACAAAAUGGGGAAAAACAUUAGGAAGAGCCCAUUACACCAGCCCAAUUAUGGCAACAACAACAACAGCAGCAUGAAUGGGGGUAGACAGCAACAGCAACAGCCUCAGCCUCAGCCUCAGGUUUACAACAUAAGCAAGAAUGAUUUCAGGGAUAUUGUUCAGCAGCUUACAGGGUCUCCCUCUCAGUCUCAGGAUCAUCCUCAAUCCAAACCUCCUCAGAAUCAGAACAAUUCCCCAAAACCUCAAAGUAUGAGGUUGCAGAAAAUUAGGCCUCCCCCUUUGCCCUAUGUGAGGCCUCCAUUGCACACCACCUUGCCAGCAGCUAGACCUGCUCACUUUAGACAACAACCAUCACCAAACCCUAAUAAUAUAGCUGAGUCACCAAUCUCUGCCUACAUGAGAUACCUUGAACAUUCAAUUACAGAUCCCACUUCAAGGGGUGCCCAAUUUCAACCCCAUCAUCAUCCAGCUUCUUCUGCUUUGCUUCCUAACCCUCCUAUGUUGCCUUUGAAUGCCACAAACCCUCUUCCUCCUCCUCCUGCUAUAGCUGCUGUUCCUUCUCCACAACCAAAUGGACCUCCUAUUUUACCUUUACCUUCUCCAACCUCUCAGUUUCUCUUGCCUUCACCAAAUGACUACAUGAAUUUCCUCUCCCCUCAGUCUUGUUAUCGACCACUGUUGUCCCCUGGCAUUCAGUUUCCAUCUCCUUUUACUCCCCAUUUCCCUUUGUCACCCUUUGCACAGUCAGGGAUUUUAGGCCCCGGUCCGCAGCCUCCACUUUCGCCAGGGCUGUUUCCUUUGUCUCCUUCAGGUUUUUUCCCCAUGACAAGUCCUAGUGUCGGCCCGCAUCAGGGACUCUCGUGCAAGCCAUACAAUGUUCCCAAGCAAGAACUGCUCCUUUCCUCAAGCUCCCUAUUUAGUUCCUCCCAUCCCAGAUGUCAUAAGGGCAUUUUUGAGGAAAAAGGAAAAGAGGAGCUGCAAAACUCAACUCGCCACGACAAGCAGAGCCACCACCACAAUGAGAAAAGGAUAGAGAUCAAGUAAAAGAGUGUGAAGACUCCCCACGACAAAUCUACACCUCGCCAUAACAAAUCCUCAUUCUGAGACCAAGAACAUGAGCAAAAACUCAACAACGAGUGAAAAUUUUGCCAUAUCGAGACUAGGUGCAGAGAGCAUGAAGAUUCUAGAGAAGAAGGCUUUUGCAAGAGAUGAAGAAUUACUGCAAAGAAAGUUCUCACUACAGUGAGAUCCUGGUGUGGUAGAAAAAAUAAUUGCACUUCAUUAAACGAGCCCGUGUAACAUAUUUCUAGGAACCUUUUGUCAAUUUCUUAGUGUUCAUAGUUUGAAGCUGUGAUUUCCUCCCUUCCCCCCCUCUCUCUUCUUCCACUUCUAUUUUUUGGAUUUAUUUUGUGUUUUUCCAUGGAUCAAUUCAUGAUCCUUCGUAACUAAACUUGAAGUUGUUGGAUCUGGAAUGAACUAGACUUCAAUCUAUUUUCCAAUUUAUGCAAUACUUUUCUA
Glycine soja is the source of this 1788-nucleotide messenger RNA. RefSeq names its product protein HAIKU1-like. The transcript has 4 exons. Lineage: Eukaryota; Viridiplantae; Streptophyta; Magnoliopsida; Fabales; Fabaceae. The record is from RefSeq and is a predicted model, not a curated record. The coding region runs from base 229 to 1314 and encodes 361 amino acids.